Messenger RNA from Salvia miltiorrhiza (redroot sage), 2822 nucleotides. Its product is annotated as G-type lectin S-receptor-like serine/threonine-protein kinase At2g19130. The record is from RefSeq and is a predicted model, not a curated record. The transcript has a single exon. Gene Ontology annotation, biological process: recognition of pollen; protein phosphorylation. Gene Ontology annotation, molecular function: protein serine/threonine kinase activity; ATP binding. NCBI's taxonomy places the organism in Eukaryota, Viridiplantae, Streptophyta, Magnoliopsida, Lamiales, Lamiaceae. The coding region runs from base 165 to 2660 and encodes 831 amino acids.
ACAGAAAAUCAAAUAAGAUUAAAUAUUUUCAUUUCUGAUUAUUGAAUGCUCUAACUAUUGUUGCUGCUGCUGCCACAUUUUGGCAAUUUUUAACAUCAAUUUUCCCUCCAUAGACGAUGAUCUAAGCUUUCUCUCACCUCUCUCUCAUCUCUAUCCGUGCAGCCAUGGUUCUCAGAGACCACCGCCGCUGCACCACGAUCUAUCUCAUCCUCCUCUGCUUCUGCGUCAACGCUCUCUCCUCCCUCGCCGAGGACACCAUCUCCGGCAACAAAACCCUCUCCGGCAACCAAACACUCGUCUCCGCCGGCGAGAGCUUCGAGCUCGGAUUCUUCAAACCAGGUAACUCUCCUCGGCACUACAUAGGCAUAUGGUACAAAAAAGUCCCCAAACAAACCGUAGUUUGGGUGGCCAACAGAGAAGCCCCUGUCUCCGAUCCCAAUUCCGCCAAAUUCCAGAUUUCAGCCGGAAACCUAGUUCUGCUAAACGAAUUGGGAGCCGAGAUUUGGUCCACCGCCCUAAAUUCAACCUCUAACGCCGCCGCGGUGCUCCGCGAUAACGGGAAUCUGGUUCUCAGCGAUGCGUCCGGCUCGUCGAAUCCGAGAUCCGGAGAAAUUUUGUGGCAGAGUAUCGAUAAUCCGGUGCACACGUGGCUGCCUGGCGGGAAAAUUGCCUAUGAUAAAAUCACGGGAAAGAAGCAGCUCUUAACUUCGUGGAAAAACGAGGAGGAUCCUGCAAUGGGGCUGUUUUCGCUCGAGCUCGAUCCGAAUGGGAGUCAGUAUCUCAUAAAAUGGAAAAGGAGUGAGGAGUAUUGGACUAGUGGGGCUUGGAAUGGCCAUAUUUUCAGCUUAGUUCCUGAAAUGAGACUGAAUUACAUCUAUAAUUUUAGCUUUGUUAAUAAUACUAAUGAGACCUACUUCACAUAUUCUCUGUAUAAUCCUGCUGUUAUAUCGCGUUUCAUUAUGGAUGUGUCGGGGCAGAUUAAGCAGCAGUCGUGGGUUAACGAUGAUUGGAACUUGUUCUGGACUCAGCCGAGGGAGCAAUGCCAGGUUCAUGAUUUUUGUGGGGGGUUUGGUAGCUGCAAGAACUCGUUGCCAUUCUGUAGUUGCUUGUCGGGGUUUAGGGUUAGGAACGAGAGCGAUUGGGAGUUGAAUGAUUACUCAGGUGGUUGUGUGAGGGAGUUGAGCUUGCAGUGUGAGAGUAAUGGUAAUGGCACUGGUUCUAAUGGGAGGGGAGAUAGGUUUUUGCCUGUCUCGAAUGUGAAAUUACCCGUGAAUGCUCAGCCGUUGAUGGCUGGGAGUGGUGGAGAGUGUGAGUCGAGUUGCUUGAGCAAUUGUUCUUGCACGGCUUAUGCCUAUGAAGAAGGGGGUGGUUGUUCUGUUUGGGGAGGGGAGUUGGUGAAUCUGCAGCAGUUGAAUGAAGGAGAUGGGAGUGGUAAAGUGAUCCACAUUAGGCUGUCUGCCUCUUCACAAGUGUUUUCUGCUUCCAAGAAUAGUAAGGGGUCCAUGAUUGGUGUGGUUUUGGGCUGUGUUGGUGGUGCGUUGGUCGUGGCUGCAGUCGUGGUGGGGUUGAUAUGGAGGAGGCGGAGACGAGGAGGCGGGACUACUAAAGCAGUGGAGGGUUCAUUGGUUGCGUUUGCAUACAAGGACUUGCAGAAUGCAACCAAGAACUUCUCGGAUAAGUUGGGAGGUGGUGGCUUUGGGUCUGUUUUCAAGGGCACUUUACCUGAUUCAACAGCCAUAGCUGCGAAGAAGCUCGACAGCAUCACGCAAGGGGAGAAGCAGUUCAGGACAGAGGUGAGCACGAUUGGGACGAUUCAGCACGUGAAUCUUGUGAGGCUCCGCGGCUUCUGCUCAGAGGGUAGCAAGAAGCUGCUGGUCUAUGAUUACAUGGAGAAUGGCUCCUUGGACUCGCAUCUCUUCCACGCGAACAAGGGCAAGUUCUUGGAGUGGAAGACGAGGUACCAGAUCGCCCUUGGGAUCGCGAGGGGGCUGUCGUAUCUGCACGAGAAAUGCAGGGACUGCAUCAUCCACUGCGAUAUAAAGCCAGAGAACAUUUUGCUGGACACCGAGUUCUGCCCCAAGGUGGCGGAUUUCGGCCUGGCCAAGCUCAUGGGGCGUGAUUUCAGCCGCGUCCUCACCACCAUGAGAGGUACGAGGGGCUACCUCGCGCCCGAGUGGAUAUCCGGAGUCGCCAUAACAGCCAAAGCAGACGUCUACAGCUACGGAAUGAUGCUCUUUGAGUUGGUCUCUGGAAGGAGAAACUCCGAGAACUCCGAGGAUGGGACUGUCAAAUACUUCCCCUCGUGGGCAGCUAACGCGACUGUCAAUGGAGGCGACGUGCUUGGCCAGUUGGAUCCCGUUUUGGACAGAAACGCUGAUGCGGAGCAGGUAUUGAAGAUCUGCAAGAUCGCAUGCUGGUGCAUCCAAGAUGAUGAGAACAUAAGGCCUUCAAUGGGGCAGGUUGUUCAAAUUCUUGAAGGCCUAAUGGAUGUGAACGUGCCUCCGGUGCCUCGUUCGCUCCAGGUCUUCGUCGAGAGCCAGGAGGACAUAGUGUUCUUCACCGACUCCUCCUCCACGGAGCAGAGCUCGCAGGCGAGGAGCAACGCCUCGAGUGCUUCCUCGAACUCCAAGAACAACAGCACGGUAUCAUCAAAGGGUUAGUUCACAUUUAUGUGUUUUGUAGAUUCUGUUGCAAGAAAAUGCUAAGCCAUCUAAAUAAAGACAAAUUUGUAUUUAGGAAUCUUGACAUAGGAAAGAUGAAACUUGAUUGAGUAUAUAUAUGUUUGUAUUUAUACCAUUGUGUAAUCAACAUUUGUUACAGUU